Messenger RNA from Oppia nitens, 1521 nucleotides. Its product is annotated as solute carrier family 35 member F6-like. NCBI's taxonomy places the organism in Eukaryota, Metazoa, Arthropoda, Arachnida, Sarcoptiformes, Oppiidae. Gene Ontology annotation, cellular component: intracellular membrane-bounded organelle; membrane. The transcript is spliced from 5 exons. The record is from RefSeq and is a predicted model, not a curated record. Bases 278 to 1471 code for a protein of 397 amino acids. Gene Ontology annotation, molecular function: transmembrane transporter activity. Gene Ontology annotation, biological process: transmembrane transport.
CAGCUGUGUUGUUGUGUUGUGUUGUGUUGUCUGCCGUUUGUUUGCAAACAUUCAUCACAUGACUGUUAUCUCUAUUAGAUUUAAUAAUCAUUUAGUGAUUAAAUGUCAUUAAAUUGUUAAACAUUGAUAUGAAUGACACAAACAAUUGAUACAAACAAUUGAUAAAAAUAUCUUUUAUUUGACGAGAUAUGCGACCAUAAGUUGUGUCCAUUCAUUCAUUUGUCACUAAAUGAUCACUUUGUGGGCGUUUUUUAAGUACUAAGAGAAGCAAAUAUCAAUGGCGUGGUCUAAAUAUCAAAUAUUUUUGGCACUGCUUAUGGUGAUCACCGGAUCCAUCAAUACAUUGGCCACUAAAUGGGCUGAUAUAACCAACUCUGUGGGCAAAGAUGGUAAAAGUAGACCAUUCAAUCAUCCCUUUCUUCAGGCGGUUUCCAUGUUUUUGGGAGAGUUGUCGUGUUUGUUGGCUUACAAGUUGUUGUAUUUGUAUUACAAACAAAAGGACUAUACGGACGAACAGUUGCCGCCAUCGAUAUCUGGCAGCCGUUCAUUCAAUCCUUUAAUAUUUUUGCCGCCAGCGCUCUGUGAUAUGACUGCCACUUCGCUUAUGUAUAUCGGACUCAAUCUAACCUAUGCUUCGAGUUUUCAGAUGUUAAGAGGAUCUCUCAUUAUAUUUACUGGUCUUUUAUCAGUCGCUUUCCUCAAUAGAAAUCUUAAACAUUACCAAUGGAUUGGUAUCUUUUUUGUGAUGACUGGUCUCGCCAUUGUUGGUGUAAGUGAUAUGGUUUUUGGAUCACAUAAUGACGCCAAAGGAUCUAAUGGUGUCAUAACGGGUGAUUUAUUGAUAAUAAUGGCACAAAUAAUAACAGCAACACAAAUGGUUGUCGAAGAAAAGUUUGUUUCGGGCUCUAAUGUAUCACCGCUUCAAGCGGUUGGUUGGGAAGGAUUGUAUGGCGUUUGUAUUUUGUCAACUUUAUUGAUUCCCAUGUAUUAUAUACCGACGGGAAACUUGAUAUUUAAGAAUCCCGAUGGUCAGAUGGAGGACGCUAUUGAUGGCUUUGUGCAGAUAUUUAACUCAUGGCAGGUGACUCUCGGGUUGUUGGGUACGAUCAUUAGUAUAUCGUUUUUCAACUUUGCCGGCAUUAGUGUCACCAAACAGAUGUCUGCCACCACAAGAACAGUGUUAGACUCUGUUCGUACGUUUGUUAUCUGGAUAUUCAGUUUAUCAAUCGGAUGGGAAAAGCUAUCGAACCGGACGUUCAUUCAAGUGACAGGAUUUUCCAUUUUACUAAUCGGAAUGUUUCUCUACAAUAAUGUUCUCAUUCGACCAUUUCUUAUAAGUCGAGGUCUCUUAAGAAAUAACAGUUCCGAAGCUAUAGCGAUACUUCAGGAUACGGAUGACACUGAAAAUGCUAUCAGACCAACAAUGCAUAACCCGUCACUCCAGAGGAAUGAAACUGAAAUCUAUAGUUAAAGAUUGAAGUUUUGUUUUAAAUGAUAAAUAACUUACGAUAUCAUAGUUUG